AUGGAAGGCCCGAACGAGAAUGAUGAGCUCUACCCUAUUGCGGUUCUCAUUGAUGAGUUAAAGCACGAUGAUGUCCUCCUCCGUCUCAACGCUAUCCAUCGCCUAUCGACCAUCGCACUUGCUUUGGGUCCCGAACGAACCCGAGAGGAGCUGAUUCCCUUCUUGGAUGGUUGGUCCCCACUCACCGACUCCUAUCAUCUGGAUGCGCCUAACAAGAUUUGUCCCGUAGACUCUGUGGAAGAUGAAGAUGAGGUUUUAACUGCCCUUGGCGAAGAGCUGGGUAACUUCACAGAGUAUGUUGGAGGACCAGAACACGCGCACGUGAUCAUAGCGCCGCUGGAAAAUCUGGCGGCGAUCGAAGAGCCUUUGGUGCGAGAGAAGGCCGUCGAAUCUCUUAACAAAGUCUGCGAGCAGCUGAAUGAGAGCCAAGUUGAAGAACGCUUUAUCCCCCUGGUCCUUCACCUCUCCAAAGCCGACUGGUUCACCUCCAAGGUUUCCGCAACUGGACUUUACUGCACACCAUACCGAAAAGCCACGCCGGCCACCCAGCAGAUCCUGAGACAGCAUUUCGGGGCCCUCGUACACGAUGAGACCCCUAUGGUGCGGCGACAAGCCGCCAAUAACUUGGCCAAGUUUGUCAAGGAAAUGCAAACACCUGUUGUGAUCGACGAGAUGAUUCCCUUAUUCCAAUAUCUGGCAGGCGAUGAUCAGGACAGCGUUCGCUUGCUGACUGUGGACAUUCUCAUUGCGAUUGCAGAGGAGAUCCCUAAGGAGCAGCAGCCUAGCCACGGAGUGUUGCUGACCUCAUUGCGUAAUCUGUUUGAGGAUAAGAGCUGGAGAGUCCGAUACAUGGUGGCUGAUAGAUUCGAGAAGAUCGCUAAAGCAGUGCACGAGGAGGUUAUCACGCGUGAUAUGGUGCCCGCUUUUGUUAAGCUCUUAAAGGACACUGAAGCUGAGGUUCGCACUGCGAUUGCUGGACAGAUUCCUGGCUUCUGUAGUCUGAUUGACCGCGACACCCUGCUCAACGAGAUCAUGACCAGUGUAGAGGAUCUUGUUUCUGACCAAUCCCAGCAUGUCCGAGCCGCCUUGGGCACUCAGAUCAGUGGUCUUGCCCCUAUCCUUGGAAAGGAAGAGACAAUCGCCCAUCUUCUGCCUAUGUUCCUUUCUAUGCUCAAGGAUGAUUUCCCUGAUGUCCGUCUUCAUAUCAUUUCCAAGCUUGAGCAGGUUAACAAAGUCAUCGGCAUUGAUCUCCUCUCCCAAUCCUUGCUCCCCGCCAUUGUCCAGCUGGCUGAGGACAAGCAGUGGCGUGUGCGUCUUGCUAUCAUUGAAUACAUCCCUCUCCUGGCGAGCCAACUGGGUGUUAAGUUCUUUGAUGAGCAGCUCAGUGACCUAUGCAUGGGCUGGUUGGGUGAUACUGUCUUCUCAAUCCGAGAGGCUGCUACUCAGAACCUGAAGAAACUUACUGAAGUCUUUGGUGUUGAGUGGUCCAAGGAGUCUAUCAUUCCCAAGGUGGUUGCCAUGGGACAACAUCCCAACUACCUUUACCGUAUGACAACAUGCUUUGCCAUUUCUACUCUGGCCCCUGUUGUUACCCUUGAUAUCAUCGAAACCUCUAUCCUUCCCAUCUUGGACCGACUGGUGGCGGAUGAGAUCCCUAACAUUCGAUUCAACGUUGCCAAGUCGUACGCUGUCCUUAUCGAUACGCUUCGCCGCUUGCCAGCCGAUAAGACUUUGGUUGAGGUUGAGAAGUCGGGAGAGACCGUGACCCCAUCACCCCACAGUCAAGAGCUCAUUCAGCAAAAGAUUCUGCCCAGUCUGGAGAAACUGCAGGCAGAUGAUGAUGUCGAUGUCCGAUACUUUGCCACCACUGCUGGUGGUAUUCAGGAUGAGGCCAUGCAGACUUCUCCUUGA
Messenger RNA from Penicillium malachiteum, 1911 nucleotides. RefSeq names its product protein phosphatase 2A structural subunit TPD3. Gene Ontology annotation, biological process: protein dephosphorylation. The coding region runs from base 1 to 1911 and encodes 636 amino acids. The transcript has 8 exons. Gene Ontology annotation, cellular component: protein phosphatase type 2A complex; cytoplasm. The record is from RefSeq and is a predicted model, not a curated record. NCBI's taxonomy places the organism in Eukaryota, Fungi, Ascomycota, Eurotiomycetes, Eurotiales, Aspergillaceae. Gene Ontology annotation, molecular function: protein phosphatase regulator activity.